This is a messenger RNA of Aspergillus aculeatinus CBS 121060, 1670 nucleotides long. RefSeq names its product ATP-dependent RNA helicase eIF4A. The coding region runs from base 70 to 1269 and encodes 399 amino acids. NCBI's taxonomy places the organism in Eukaryota, Fungi, Ascomycota, Eurotiomycetes, Eurotiales, Aspergillaceae. The record is from RefSeq and is a predicted model, not a curated record. Gene Ontology annotation, molecular function: RNA helicase activity; mRNA binding; ATP binding. Gene Ontology annotation, cellular component: catalytic step 2 spliceosome; nucleolus. The transcript has 5 exons.
UCUGAUUCCAGACUGCGGUCCUUUAUUGUUUGAAUCAAUCUAUAUUAUCAGAUAUUUCAGUGGUUAAAAAUGGCGGACGGUAUUGACAGACGCGCCGAUGACCGGAUGGAGUUCAACACCUCGAAGGAGGUCACUGUGGCUCCUACCUUCGAGGACAUGCACCUGAAGGAAAGCCUUCUUCGUGGUAUCUACGCUUAUGGCUACGAGUCCCCCUCUGCUGUCCAGUCCCGUGCGAUCGUUCAGAUCUGCAAGGGUCGCGAUACCAUUGCCCAGGCGCAAUCCGGUACCGGUAAGACAGCUACGUUCUCGAUCAGUAUCCUCCAGGUUAUCGAUACCGUUGUUCGCGAAACCCAGGCCCUCGUUCUCUCCCCUACCCGCGAACUUGCCACCCAGAUCCAGUCCGUCAUCAUGGCCCUCGGCGACUACAUGAACGUCCAAUGCCACGCCUGUAUUGGAGGUACCAACAUCGGAGAGGAUAUUCGCAAGCUCGACUAUGGUCAGCACGUUGUCUCGGGAACACCCGGUCGCGUUGCCGACAUGAUCCGCCGCCGCCACCUGCGCACCCGGCACAUCAAGAUGCUGGUUCUCGAUGAAGCCGACGAGCUCCUGAACCGCGGCUUCCGCGAGCAGAUCUACGAUGUCUACCGCUACCUGCCCCCGGCCACCCAGGUCGUGGUCGUCUCCGCCACGCUGCCCUACGAUGUGCUCGACAUGACGACCAAGUUCAUGACCGACCCCGUGCGCGUGCUGGUCAAGCGUGACGAGUUGACGCUCGAAGGCAUCAAGCAGUACUUCAUCGCCGUCGAGAAGGAGGAGUGGAAGUUCGAUACCCUGUGCGAUCUGUACGACACCCUGACGAUCACGCAAGCCGUCAUCUUCUGCAACACGCGCCGCAAGGUCGACUGGCUCACCGACAAGAUGCGCGAGGCCAACUUCACCGUCUCCAGCAUGCACGGCGAGAUGCCCCAGAAGGAGCGCGACAGCAUCAUGCAGGAUUUCCGCCAGGGCAACUCGCGGGUGCUGAUCUCCACCGACGUCUGGGCGCGUGGUAUCGAUGUCCAGCAGGUCUCCCUGGUCAUCAACUACGACCUCCCCACCAACCGUGAGAACUACAUCCACCGUAUCGGUCGUAGCGGUCGUUUCGGCCGCAAGGGUGUCGCCAUCAACUUCGUCACCAGCGACGACGUGCGCAUCCUCCGCGACAUUGAAUUGUAUUAUUCCACUCAGAUCGAUGAGAUGCCUAUGAACGUUGCCGAUCUUCUUUCCUAAUCUCUACGAGUCAUCUAUCUGCAAUUUCCUUUUCCAAAAGUUCAAGUUGCGCUCGAGCUAUGGCAUGUCCCGCAAAUCAGUUGCUCACUAGCUGGCACCCUUCCUUAUCACUUCCCACCAUGAUCGAAAGAGAGUAUCUAGGCUCUGGGCACGACGGAAAGUCAACACUAGUGUGGAGGAAAUGGGAAAUUUACUAGUCUGUUAUGUCACCAUCAAAUGACGCUUAUGCAAGGGUCUUGUUCAUUUUAAGGUCUAUUCGACGCCCGACCAGCGUUCUGUCGUAUCUCUUUGUUUACUAUCCGUGGCGUCUAAUCUUCGAUCUUCAUCUUCUGGGGUAAUUCUAGCUUUUUUUGGGGUUUCUUUUUCAUUGUCAGGAGAUACACUAUUUUCCUUUUUUUUCC